AUGGGACCUCCCGAAUUAUCCACACCUACGAGCACGCGCAACGCUAUGCAGCUUCUGUCCACCGUCACGGAGCCCACACGCCUCCUCAUCACCGCGAGCUUUCCUCAAGAUUUUUGUCUUUCAACUGGAAGCGCUCGCAACGUCGCAUUGCGCCUCACUGCCAAGGGGUUGAACAACAGCGCACAUUUCCUUUUCCUCUCAAGUUUCCAGCUACUGCUCUUCGCGUAUACCGACAUCCGUGCUGGUUCAGCUUCAAGCGGUCAGAUGAGCUGCUGGACGAUACAAUCGCUCAGUAACCUCAACUUGAGACUUGCGCUGGGCGACGAAGAAGGAGAAUGCGACAUCGACCCCACGCUGUGGUGCGAUAAACGCGUUCCAGAGACAGCGGUACCCAACUUCGACGCCUGCAACAUAUCGCGUAGAUACGAGGCCGAAAUUCUGCUAGGGCUGCAGUGUAGGCAUGCAGGAAAGGCUGGACGCGUCUCUGUCGUGCAGUUGCGUGUACCUGUGCGGAUCGGAUCCGGUUUGAUGCCAGGGAGAAAGCUUGAAGAUCUGGAGACUAUGGAGAUAAGGCUUGGAUUACAGAGAGAAUCAGUGGUAGGGCAGGUGUCGUCGAUGGAAGAAUUUGGAGAGAAAGAAGCGUUUCCGGCGCCGCCGACGUACGAGGAGGCGACGCAGAGGCCCGAGGAGAGGUGA
Molecule: messenger RNA, 696 nt
Organism: Didymosphaeria variabile
Lineage: Eukaryota; Fungi; Ascomycota; Dothideomycetes; Pleosporales; Didymosphaeriaceae
Exons: 2
Coding region: 1-696 (231 amino acids)
Source: RefSeq, a predicted model, not a curated record